AAAUUCCAGAAUCUGCCAACACAAGAAAAAUAAAAACUAAAAAUAAUAUUAUCUAAAUAUAAUUAACAUCAAUUUCAAAAGGACUUUUACAAAAAAUAUAGUAAACAAGAUGUUUUUAUUUCAAUUAGUAGGAUUCAUUUGUCAAUUUUUUUUCUGUAAAUUCCAUUACAAACUUGUUUUUAUCUAGUAAUUUUUUCGGUCUUAUCUUGGCAAUGCUUCCCUGCAUUCCAUAAAACAGGCAACAUUCAAAGCCAUAGGCGUAACAAAUAAUCGAUAAGACUAUCAAUUAAUUUACAAAAUCAUUUUUAAUUAUUAAUAAGUUUCACGUAACUCAGCAACAGAUUGUUGUGUUAAACGGUAAUUUAAAUUAAAAAAAAUUAACAGCUUGUAUUCAGUACAUUUGAUUCGACUUAUCGAAAAUUAAUAUAUCGGCAUUCAGUUAUAUCUAUUUAUGGCCGCCAAUGGUAGAAAAUAUUUCAUGUUUUUUUAGAACAAAAACUACAGUAGUUCUUUCUCGUUUUAUUUUAUUUUUAAAGAGACGAGGUAUGCAAGAGGCGUGGUUUCCGAGGAAUUAUUAAAAGGAACAAAAAAAAUUAUAAUUGAUGUGAUUAACGUAUUAUUAGUCGCUAGUUUAUAUUAAAAAAACAGCCGGUUUCCAUGGAAUUAUUAAAAUUUAUUAAUGAGUAGUGUAUUUAAAACACGGUAGAACAUAACCUCAAACAAAUUAUAUCAUGGGGAAAGUGUUUUCGUCGAUAAAAAAUCCAUUUAAAAACUUUAAUUUAGAAAGCAGAGCGCAUAAAGUAAUAUCGCAACCAAAACCAAUUCCAGCACCGCGACAUAAGAGAGAUCAAGAAACUUACGAGCAAAUGAUACAAGAAUAUCCAAAGGCGUUUGAGGAAAGUUUAAAGAAAAAUGAAAAAUUAGAUAAGCAUUUGAAGAAUGUUUUUGUAGUUUCGCAAGAUCCGAAUGUAAAUAUCAAACAAGAACCUAAUCCUAAUAGACCUCUUCCAGCUGACAGGAGUCCUGUUCCAUCUUUUAUAUAUGGAAUAAAAGAACCAGAUCCUGAAAAAAUACCGAUGGGUAAAACCACUCUAGGAAAUGUAUUAGAAUUUAUAUCGAGGCAUCAAGAAGAUCCAAUAAACUAUAACGCCCAGAAAAUCGCUGAACAGUAUGUUCUAGACGAAGCAACAGUUGGAAAUAUAUUGAAAUACUUCAGGGUGUUUGAGAUGUAUUUACCCCAAGAAACGAGAAGUACGAAGGCAAAAUUUGCAGGACCAAGUUUACCCAGAAUUCAUGUAAUUAAAAAUAUUAGAAAACAACUUCCUCCGCCUGAUUUAUCAAAAAACCAGAAUGACUAGGUGUAAACUAGGAUUUCGAAUUAAUUGUUAAUGUAGAAAAGUUUGAAAUUAUAAUAAAACGUAUUCAUUUGUUCUCUAA
Diorhabda carinulata is the source of this 1437-nucleotide messenger RNA. Its product is annotated as protein NDUFAF4 homolog. The record is from RefSeq and is a predicted model, not a curated record. Gene Ontology annotation, cellular component: mitochondrion. Lineage: Eukaryota; Metazoa; Arthropoda; Insecta; Coleoptera; Chrysomelidae. The coding region runs from base 732 to 1358 and encodes 208 amino acids. The transcript has 4 exons. Gene Ontology annotation, biological process: mitochondrial respiratory chain complex I assembly.